Pediculus humanus corporis (human body louse) is the source of this 1899-nucleotide messenger RNA. RefSeq lists its product as uncharacterized. The transcript has 8 exons. The record is from RefSeq and is a predicted model, not a curated record. The coding region runs from base 1 to 1899 and encodes 632 amino acids. NCBI's taxonomy places the organism in Eukaryota, Metazoa, Arthropoda, Insecta, Psocodea, Pediculidae.
AUGUGGCACGAAGCUCGAAAACAAGAGAAAAAAAUUAGAGGAAUGAUGGUUGAUUAUAGAAAAAGAGCGGAAAGAAGGAGAGAUUUUUAUGAAAAAUUUAAAGCUGAUCCCACUCAAUUUCUACAACUACAUGGACGACCUUGUAAAAUUCACUUAGAUCCAGCUGUAGCAGUUGCUGGGGAUAGCGCCUCGGUUAUGAUGCCCUGGCAAGGUCACCCUGACAUUCUCAUUGAUCGUUUUGAUGUGAGAGCUCAUUUAGAUAUAAUCACUGAAAAUUUACCAUCCAAAAAUGAUGAAGAAGUUAUGAGUUAUGAAGAAAGAAUGAUGAAUUAUGAAAGAUACAGGAUUUUGGUACAAAAUGAAUUUCUCGGAGUGAAUGAAGAAAAAUUUUUAAAUCAAAUAUAUUUGGAAGAGCAGUUUGGGCCAAUAGCUUUAAAACAGUCUUCAGAAAUAUUAGAAAAAGAAAAAAGGAAAAAAGGAGCGGCUAUCGGAUUUACAUAUGAAGAUUCUACUCCAGAUGCUACAUUUUAUAACAUAUUAGAAAAAAAGCCAAAAGAGGAUGAUGCUAGCAAUAGUGAUGAUAGCGAUUUAGACUUUGAUCUCUGCCUUGAUCUUGGCCAAAUUGAUACACCUAGUGCACAUGAAAUGAAUGCAGUUGGACAACGCUUUGGUCUAACGGGAAAUGAUUUUUUUAGUUUUCUUACAAAUGAUGUUGAAGAACAAGAAGCUAUGAGACUUGCCAGACAACAAGAGGAAGAAAAAGCAAUGUUUUCUGGUCGAAAAGCUAGGAGAGAAAGACAAGCUUUUAGGGAAAAGAAGCUCAUAGGUCGUAUAAUGAGUCCCCCGAGCUAUGCUGCUAGAAAAUCCCCUACUUAUGAUAAGUACAGUAGAAGCAACAAAUCAUUAUCAAGGUCCGCUUCUCCGGAAAAUACUGGCCAAAUUACAUACAUUACUAGCUUUGGAGACGAUGAUUCAAACGAAGAAAAAAAUGACGAUAGUUCAAGAGAGCGGGAUGAUAGGUGCGUCAAAUCCUCACAUAGGAAUCGUCGAUCAAAAUCUGCAGGAAGUAGAUCCCGAAUUUUACCGCUGCGGUGCUCGGGUUCUAUACGGCGGAUAUUCAUACAGAAAAAUUUAUUUUACCGAUGCCAACACGAAACUGUUCGGGCGUCCGAUGAUUUAGUACAAAGAGUUAGUAAAGAAGUGAAGGAAGAUGUGGUUAGCAGCAGUGGCCCAACAUUUAAUGCCCAAAACGCUGCUAAUUCAAUGUAUAAUCAAAAUAUAAAAUACGAUGAUUCUUCUCUCCGUCGAAUGCCGGGAGAAACAACAGCCAAUGUUAAAAUGUCAUCGAUGAUGAACACGGGAGAAGAAUAUUGGAAAAAUUUUUAUAAAAAAUACAAAAAUGGAAACGUUAACGCAAACGACGUCGUUACAUUAUUCAAAGGAGUUUACGCGGAAGCUCAAUAUGCCAAAUAUAAAGAAGCUCCCAGUGCUUACUACACGUUGAGCUGUUGCGGAAUGGUACCCCUGUGUUCAAUAGGAUUGUUUAGUUUUAUAACGGGCGGCGUUUUUCCAUGGCUCGCUUAUGCUCAACUCACUUACAGCGCGAGUUUACUAUCAUUUUUGGGAGGAGUCAAUUGGGGUAAUUUGAUUAAUCAGAAAAAUGUGACGAUGGAUAAACUCGGUUGGGCCGUAGCAUCUCCGGUAUUGGCUUGGUCGGCCGUUUUGCUACCCCUUCCGAUCGGUUUCCUUUUCGCAGCAGCCGGAUUAACGACGUCCAUGAUUCACGAUAUUUUACUAACAAAUUAUCCGCAAUGGUUUAAAUCAACUCGUUACAUUUUAACGGUUGUCGCAUUGAUAUCUCUCCUUCCAACUUUUUUUAUAACCGUAGUUAAGUUUUAA